Messenger RNA from Callithrix jacchus (white-tufted-ear marmoset), 1250 nucleotides. The record is from RefSeq and is a predicted model, not a curated record. Lineage: Eukaryota; Metazoa; Chordata; Mammalia; Primates; Cebidae.
CGAAACAGCGGCGGCCACUGUGGAGCGUGCGACCCUCAGAAUUCAGCCCCGUGAACCCCGGGCCUGGAUGGUGGAGCUGGGCUGGGGUUCCCACCGUCUCCUCUGCCUCAACCAGAACCGUCUGGUCCCUGCCCCCGGGUAGGGACCCCUUCUUCUGACGGGGAGUGGGAGCCUCUCGCACUCUUUUGGGCAGCUCCGAACCCUAGGGAUCUCCAUUUACAGUUCACGACCUCAGCUGCACUUUGGCGCUAUCGCCUGCCGGGUUUCCCAGUAGAGACAGAGUUUCACCAUGUUGUUCAGGCUGCUCUCAAACUCCAGACCUCGUGAUCCGCCCGCCUUGGCCUCCCAAAGUGCUGGGAUUACAGGCGUGAGCCACCGCGCCCGGCUGUGACAAAGCCUUAUACUUCUGCCUCUAUUUCCUCUUAGAAGACGUGGACUGUCAAUGGCAGGAUACCAGCUUUGGUCACCAUGGACCCCACUGGAUGAAAGCUUCCAAUGGCUGCGGCACACAACACCUACACCUUCCUCCAAGCACCGCUUUAGGGCCUCCCCCUGCUUCCCACACACACCGUCUGACCUAGAAGUGCAGCUGUGCUUUCAAGAGGUCACUCUAGUCCUAGACAGUCUGGAAUCUGGAUUGAGUCCCAGGUUACCCUGCCACACAUCAGAGUUGCGAAACAGGAACAACAAAGGACUGGUCAGGAAGCCCCAGCCCAUACGCCUCAGUGGAGUAGAUUCUGUCUUUGGCAGGGUUAUCACAGCUCAGCCACCAAAGUGGACUGGGACUUUCAGAGUUUCAGACAAGUCAGCUUUUUGCAAAAUCAUUACCAGGGAGCACCAGUGGCCCAUUGGACUUAAGGAGCCUCAAAUUCAGAUGACAGUGACUAUGUGCAAACAGAUGCUGCGCUCUAUCCUCUUGCUGUACGCAACUUACAAAAAGUGCACCUUUGCCUUGCAGCACUCCAAGUAAAGGGUCCUCAUUUGAUCCCCAUUUCUUCAUACCAUGCCCUUUGGUAUGUAUGUACCUGAAGCUUACAGAAACCUGUCCACGUAAAUGAAACUGUGACACUGCCCCAGCCGUCUUGCUUUUGUCAGGCAGUGGUGAUUCAGGAGCCCUUAUAUCCCUUCCCCUCCAAAAAAGGACCAAUGAUACAGAACAAGGGAGAAAAUUUCCAUUGUAAAGUUGAACCAUUUUGAGUCAAACUAGCAUUGACGUGUACAUGUGAUAACCAUUAAAUAAUAUAAACCAA